AUCCAAGUAGUCGGGUCUUUUAACUUCAUAAUAUACAAAGAAAAACUUUAAACAUUUGCAGUCAGCAUAAAUAAUAACCAAACAACUGUUUUACGUAAGCUAUGGAUAGCAAAUCAAAAGUAACCAAUGAUGGUCCGGAAGGCACAGAGGUACCCUACAGCCAGACAUCGAAGAGCUUGCUGGCAGAAAAACUGGGUAAAAAUCUACUAGGCGAUAAUGUACAAAUAAUUAUCGGGGAAACGAUUCUUCGUUGCAAUCAAACGGUGCUGGUUGCCUAUUGCGAAUUUUUCGCGAAGACUCUCAUGAUAGGCGAUACAGUUAGGCUGUCAAUAUCGCUGUCACCCAGCACGUUCGAGUUGGCCUACACUUGGAUGAUUAACAAGGAUCCCCUGUGCCCAAGCGAUGAAAUAGUCCCCUUGCUGGUCGCCGGGCUGAUCCUGGGCUGCCCCCGACUUUCAAAAGGCAUCCUAGAAGCCUUUAACGAUCUGCAUAGCUUCUCGGCGAAGGAAGCCUACUGCUGCUACCGCGAGGCCAUGGAGAUGGACGUUGCUGGCCUGGCCCAACUGUUGCUGCCGCGUGUUAGCCAAUCUUUUCUGGUUCUAGUAGCCUCUUCGGUGUUCCGGAAACUCGAUGCGAAGCAUGUGUACGAGUUGUUAAGCUCCAACCAUCUGGCCGUGCAAUCCGAGAUCGAGGUUUUCUAUGCAGCCAUCAUUUGGCUCUAUGAUGACUACCCGAAUCGGAAGAAACACAUCAAGUAUUUGCUCAGAGCGAUUAGGUUCAAUCUGUUGCCGUGUUACCUAGUUCUCCACUGGGGGGAGAAUCUGGAAGAGCUUAACUAUGAGCUGGCACAAGAGGUGCGUGCUUGCCUAACAGAGACAAUGCUAUUCCAAAUCGAAGUUUACGCGGGGGCCGAUCUCGAUUUGCCCCUGCCACGCAUUUGGAUAACAGAUCCCAUUUGUCCGUACCACAAGGACAUGGAACUCGAUGAAUACAUUCGCCUAAGUCUGAAAGAUUUCCUCUGUUUCCUCAAAUUACUUCAGACUUCGGAAUCAACAUUUCUAAGUCGCAUACAGAUAUUACCGCCUAAGAAGUCGCCUGUGAAGAAAAUACUGCUCAAAAAGCCCUCGAAAAAGUAACCACCAGAUCAUCUACUGUACCCGUUUUUGGAAUUUUAAAACUACUGCACUCGAUCCUAGGAAACGUCACACCUCCCAAAAUGAAUCAUUUACCUGGAAUGCCUGCUUAUAACCA
Messenger RNA from Drosophila miranda, 1251 nucleotides. RefSeq names its product actin-binding protein IPP-like. The transcript is spliced from 3 exons. NCBI's taxonomy places the organism in Eukaryota, Metazoa, Arthropoda, Insecta, Diptera, Drosophilidae. The record is from RefSeq and is a predicted model, not a curated record. The coding region runs from base 102 to 1136 and encodes 344 amino acids.